AUGGCUGCGUUGACCUCGAAGUGGCCAGCUAUCCGCACCAUAUCGUGCUAUAUCCAUUUGAAGCGCAAUAUGCGGCGCCACAAGCACUUGUUGAUCAGCAAUGACAACUACGACAAAGUCAAGGGAGAUAUCGAACGUAUGUGGCUCGCACGGACGUGGCACCAAUUCCAAAUCAUUUCAACCACGUACAUGUGGACGUGGAGCACGAAACUCGGCGAAGUGACGUUUUCGCAGUGGUUUUCCGAGAUCUAUCUCACUCCGGCCUGGGAUCUGUCGUUUUCUACAGCGUCUGGAUGUCCAGGUGUCGUCGCCCAUCAACAGCACAUUGAAAGCCACCACAAGGGAAUCAGUAAGUUGUUUCUUGAGAACGAUUAA
Messenger RNA from Aphanomyces astaci, 375 nucleotides. RefSeq lists its product as hypothetical. The record is from RefSeq and is a predicted model, not a curated record. The transcript has a single exon. Lineage: Eukaryota; Oomycota; Saprolegniomycetes; Saprolegniales; Verrucalvaceae. The coding region runs from base 1 to 375 and encodes 124 amino acids.